AUGGGAACUGGUAGGGAAACUUUACUAAGUGACACAUCUGCAGGUAUGGAUCGUCCAAAUGUGCCGAAACAUUAUCGACGCAACAUCUUCAAUACAAUGAACAAACUUUCUCAUCCAGGUGUUCAUGCAACGAUCAAGUUCGUAGCAAUACAGUUUUUCUGGCCUGGUACGAAUGAAGACGUAAGGAAAUGGGGAUUCUCAUGUGUAAGAUGCCAGAAAUAUAAGGUGAUUAGACAUAAGAAAUGUCCCUGGAGUUCUGAUACGACUCCCGAUGCUUGUUUUGACCAUGUUCAUCUGGAUUUGUUAAGACGUUUGCCAGAUUCAAGUGAAUACUCCUAUCUCUUAACUUUCGUAAACCGUUUCACUCGAUGGUUGGAAGCAGAACCUAUCAAGGAAAUUACUGCUGAAACAGUGGUCCGCGCCUUCAUCGAACAGUCUGAAGGUCAUCCCCGAAAUCGAUGUCUUUGGCAUCAACACGACUUACUAGGUUUAAUGCUGUUGGGUCGAGGUUUUUUCGAUCCUGUCGAUCCAAGUGAUAAGAUGAUGUUAAUCCGGAAUUAUUUAGAUCAAAAUGCUCCAUCUUUACAAGAUUUUGAUCAACUUAUACAAUCCUAUCAAUUAGAAUAUGGUAUUAUCCUAUUAAGAGAUUAUCAAAAAUUAUUACAAAUGUAUAAUACUACUGAAAUAUCAUUUCAUGAAUUUAAGUAUCAUACAAAUUAUCUAUUACAAUAUAUAUGGGAAAAAUUACAUACGGGUCAUUGGAAAAAUGUUCAUAUUUGUUGGCGUAUAUUAUAUUCAUCUAUUAAAUUAUUAAUUGUAUUAUAUUAUUUAUAUAAAAGUAAUAAUGAUGAUGAUCCUAAUUCUUAUCAGUUUGAUCCUGAUCAUUCAGAUGAUCAUGAUCAUGAUCGCUAUCAUUAUCAUCCUUUUAUAGAAUUAAUUAAAGAAUUAGAUCUUAGUUUAAUUAUGGGUUAUCCAAUAUUUAAUCAAUUUGCAUCAAAAUUAGCUUCCAAAUUACAUCAUAUCAUUAUGAUUAAAAGAAGAUUAUGUAAUGAAAAUGAUUUAUCAUUAUCUAGAUUAUUUCAAUUAGAUAAUCAUAAUCCUGAUAUUCAUCAUGAUCUAGAUCAUGAUCUAGAUCGAUUUAUUCAAAUCAAUGAACAGAUCAAAAUCAAUUUGAAUAAAUUAGAUCAUAUUAAUUGUCCAAGUAUUGAAUUAUUUAAUGAUUUAAUAAAAUUCAAUAAACCAUUUAUUAUAACAAAUGCAAUCAAUUUUUGGCCAGCAUAUAAUAAUAAUAAUCAACAUAAAUGGACUAUAAAUUAUUGGUUACAUCAUUAUGGUUAUCGUUUAGUUCCUAUAGAAAUUGGUCAAAAAUAUACCCAAGAGAAUUGGGGACAAAAAUUAAUGACAAUUCAUGAGUUUAUUAAUCAUUAUUUUAAUCAAUCAAUAAUCAAUAAUGAGAAUACAAUGAAAGGUUAUUUAGCCCAAUAUGAUAUCUUUACACAAAUACCAGAAUUAGAAAAUGAUAUUUAUAUACCAGAUUAUUGUUAUGUUACUGGGGGUGAUGAACCAAUCAAUAAUAGUGAUGAUAAUGAUAAUCAUCAUCAUAUUGAUACCAUAGAAACAAAUAUAUGGUUUGGUCCAAAAAAUACUAUAUCACCAUUACAUCAUGAUAAUGAUCGUGCGAAUUUAUUAACACAAAUUCAUGGUUAUAAAUUGAUUAUAUUAUAUUCUGCCUUAGAAACAAAGAAUUUAUAUCCAUAUAAUGAUAAUCCAAUGUUAUGUAAUACAUCUAAAAUAGAUUUAGAUCAUUUGAAUAUUGAUUUAAUGAAUGAAUUUCCUAAAUUUCAAAAUGUUCAUGGUUAUUAUAGUAUACUUAAACCGGGUGAAAUGUUAUAUAUACCACCACGUUGUUGGCAUUAUGUUCGUUCAUUAACAGCGAGUUAUUCAGUGAAUUUUUGGUGGAAUAUUUCAUCAUCAUUAAUACCAUCAUGGGAAUAA
Molecule: messenger RNA, 1995 nt
Organism: Schistosoma haematobium
Lineage: Eukaryota; Metazoa; Platyhelminthes; Trematoda; Strigeidida; Schistosomatidae
Gene: KDM8
Product: Lysine-specific demethylase 8
Exons: 3
Coding region: 1-1995 (664 amino acids)
Cellular component (GO): nucleus
Molecular function (GO): nucleic acid binding; histone H3K36 demethylase activity
Source: RefSeq, a predicted model, not a curated record